Molecule: messenger RNA, 2284 nt
Organism: Ectocarpus siliculosus
Lineage: Eukaryota; Phaeophyceae; Ectocarpales; Ectocarpaceae
Source: the annotation of a GenBank genome assembly
AUGACGGACGUAGACAUGAAGGACGCCUCUGCGGCGGCAACAGCAGCGGGGGAGAAGGGGGAAGUGGCGGCGGUGCCCAAGAGCAUCAAGGUGGAGGAUAUCGUGCGGAACGCAGAGCUCAUCGUCAAGGGCGUCCAGGGCGACACCGCUCGGCUUACCACGAGGGCAAUCAGUAGGAAUACGCCCAUCCGACGCAGGGUGCAAGCGGAUGUGCUGUGCGAGGCGUUAGCCAAGCUGCUGCCGGACGACUGCCCGGACAAAGCCGAGCUCACCCGGCUUCUGGCCAAGCUGCCCAGCGAGGCGGUAGCAGAGCCGGAGACCCCGACGACGGAAGCCAUGGAGGUCGACUCCGAGGCCGCCAAGAAAGAGGCCGCCGCGGCGGCGACUGCGGAGGCCGUCGCCGCUAAGAAGGCCGAGGAAGCGCUGGCGAGCGUGGUGGCGGCGAAGCUGCCCGAGGUGGAGGUAUACUUGUCGACCUUGGUUUUGACGACGCUGCUGCGGCACAAGGCAAACGCGCGACCGCGCCUGCUCGGGCUUCACCGCACGUGCUGCCUCAGGCACGACGAGAUCGGGCAGGCGACGACGCUGAACCUGCUGCUGAGGAACCUGCUUUCCCAGAACCUCCUGGACCAGGCCUACAAGCUCGCCUCCAAGACCAACUUCCCGGAGAGCUGCAGUAACAACCAGUUCUGCCGAUACCUUUACUACAUGGGGCGCAUCCACGCCCUCCAGCUGGACUACACGGACGCCUACACCAAGCUGAUGCAGUCCAGCCGCAAGGUCUCUCAGAACACGGCCAUGGGCUUCCAGCGGGCGGCGCAGAAGCUCGUCAUCAUUGUACAGCUCCUGCUCGGAGAGGUGCCGGAACGGUCGGUGUUCAACCAGAAGGGCUUCGUGGUAUCCCUCAAGCCCUACCUCGCCCUCACGCAGGCGGUCCGACAGGGGGACCUCGUGGAGUUCAACCGCAUCGUCGGGGAGCACGAGUCAACCUUCCGGGCAGACAAGACCUACACCCUCAUCCAGAGGUUGGCGCACAACGUCAUCAAGACGGGGCUCCGCAAAAUCAACUCGUCUUACUCCCGCGUUUCCCUCCAAGACCUGUGCGAGAAGGUGAAGCUCGAAACGGUCCAAAGUGCGGAGUUCGUGUGCUCGAAGGCCAUCAGGGACGGGGUCAUCGACGCGGUCAUCGACCACAAGAACGGCUGGAUACAGAGUCGGGAUGUCGUGGACGUGUACGCCACGGACGAGCCGCAACAGGCCUUCCACAAGCGCAUCACGUUCUGCCUGGACGUUCACAACGAGGCGGUGAGAGCGAUGCGCUACCCACCCAACGCCUACAAGCAGGAGCUGGCCAAGUCUCGUCCCGGGAUGGAGGACGAGAAGACCGAUGAGGAACUCGCCAAGGAGAUCGAGGACGAGAUGAACGAAGAAGACGGAGGCCUCUAAGACCGAAUCGACCUCUCUAAGACCAGAGCGGGCUCUUAAGACCAGAUGGGACUCUUAAGACCAGAUCGGACUCUUUAAGACCAGAUCAGUACCUAAGACCAGAUCGGUCUAGAAGACCAGGUCGGCCUAGAUCGACGCCUGUCUGUCCUAGCGGACGUACGAAAGCAGCAGCCGCAUUUCCUUACGCGAAAGAACCACCCGAGGAUAAUCAAUCGAUGUCUCUUCAUCGAAGGGGCGAGCGAACUCGGAUGGAACAGCAAGCGGAGACGCGUUUCCCGACGUUAGUAGGACGCUUGAGUUCGUUUGCGCUUUUGGGCGGACUCUGACGGGCAGAGUCUUGCGCUGCGCGAAAUUUCAACAACCCUUAAGACUACAUCAUGUUGGACCGACUCGUGAGAGGCUCGUCUUUUGUACUGACCUUGUGUUUCAUGGGUUUCUAGGCUCAAAAGUUGUUGUGUACGGUUAGGUGCAGUUUUACUUGCAAGGAGGGUGAGGAAAUGAUAGUUGCGGAUUCUUCAAAAGGACCGUCUAUCUUGGCGCCUGGCUCCUGUGGAGAAGUGGCCAGCAGGAAGACCAGUAGGGAGGUCCAGGGCUCCCAACGCUCUUCGUGUAUUUAGCCCACUUUAUUGUUGGGGACGGCGGUGGUGCACUGCCUGACGUGACCGACUUUGUGGCAGGAGACACCCAAAGCAUUUCACUCCUUUUUUCUCUUCGUGGAUGGACGUCAGACCACCCGACUGCAGUGGAAGAAAGAACGCUGCUGCUAUUUUCCUCAACUACUUGUAUAGGCGCGACGUUGAGGUGGUGGGCAUGCGGUUUCACAGAGGCGGCUUCCUCC